GAGCGGAGUGGAGUGGCCGCUGAACUCUGAAGAGGAUCUGCGCACACGGACUGACUGAGCCCAGCGUGGCACCAAGGAGCUCUGCGCUGUCGACCACGGUCUCCUCGUCGCGGCGCUCAAUAUAAUUAUUAUCACAAGUGCAAACAAAGAAAGAAAAUUUAAAAGAAAAGAAAAAAAAAUGAGAGCGGGAGCUGCUGCGUGGUCCACGGGACCGUUCGGCACGAGGACGUAGGGAGUGUGAGAGCGAUGGAGUGAGUGACAGAGGAAAAAAGGGGGCGGCCGGCCGGACCUUUUGUCCUGAUCGGGAUCCUCCUUCUGGACUCAUGACAACAAAGGGCAGUCAGUCCCCCUGCGGAGCGCCUCCGAGCCGCCACUGCCGCGGGGACAGCGCCGCGUGCUCAUGAGCGGCGGGCGCGGGCGCGGGAGGCGAGUGUCGCGAGCCGGCGUACCUGUGACACAGGUGUGCUGCGGAGAUGCCCGUGCGGAGCAGGUACAACCUGGUGGACGACCUGGCGGACUCGCGCGUGCCUCUGCACAACGAGGAGGCGUACCGCCACGGCAUUCACUUCCAAGCCAAGUAUGUCGGCAGCCUGGAUGUGCCGAGACCCAACAGUCGCAUGGAGAUUGUGGCCGCAAUGAGGAGGAUCAGGUACGAGUUUAAAGCGAAGAACAUCAAGAAGAAGAAAGUGAGUCUCGUCGUAUCUGUGGAUGGGGUGAAGGUGGUCCUGAGAAAGAAGCAGAAGAGGAAAGAAUGGACUUGGGAUGAGAGCAAGAUGCUAGUGAUGCACGACCCCAUAUACAGGAUUUUCUAUGUGUCCCACGACUCCCAGGACCUUAAGAUCUUCAGCUACAUCGCCCGGGAUGGAGCGAGCAAUACUUUCAGAUGCAACGUCUUCAAGUCCAAGAAGAAGACCCAGGCCAUGCGCAUUGUCCGCACCGUGGGACAAGCCUUCGAGGUGUGCCACAAGCUGAGCCUGCAGCAGACCCAGCAGAGCGCCGACGGCCAGGCGGACGGCCAGAGUGACAAGGCGGUGGAGGAGCUGCUCGCCGAGGGCUGUCAGCUGACGGGGGCAGAGCAAGACAACGACGGCGGGACGGGGGCGGAGCCCACCACGGGAUCACUCUCCGAGCAGGCCGUAAGCGAGAUCCUCCAGAGCCUUGCGGAGCUGAAUGUCGUGAAAUCCAGCCACAUCCUUCCAGAACAACCCUUCCAGGACUUCAGGACGCGCACGCCCUGUGCCGUGUCUCCCGGCAGCCCCUGCUCCCCCACGCUCACGCCCUUGGCAGCCCAGCACCACCUGCAGCUCCUCCAGCACCAGCUCCAGCAGCAGCAGCAGCAGACGCAGGUGGCCGUCGCACAGGUGCAGCUCCUGAAGGACCAGAUGUCAGCUGAGACCGCGGCUCGGAUCGAGGCCCAAGCCCGGGUGCACCAGCUGCUCCUGCAGAACCGGGACUUGCUGCAGCAUGUGGCGCUGCUGGUCCAGCAGCUCAAGGACCUGGAGGCCAAAGCCCACCGUCGCAGCCCGGAUGAGCAGGAUUCGAUGUGGAAGUCCCUGUCGACACAGUCGCUGUCCCUCAACCUGAAGAAUCACUACAGCCUGGCGAAGGAGCAGCCCGUUACCUCCACCCCGGCCGGGGGCCCCGGGUGCGAGCCCCCUCCGGUGGAUUGCGCAGAGUCCUACCUCAAUCUCCUCACCCUGGAGAAUGGACCCAAACAGCGGAGCACGGAGGAUGUGAAAGCCCCCGGCACAACCUCCAAUGGAAAGGUAGAGAGCGCAGAUGGGUCAGAAGGUUCCGGAAGCCACGUCGUGAGUGUGGACUCCCAGACCAUCGGGACGGUAGCUGAGCGGUUUCAGCAGUUUGUCCCCAAGCUGAACCCGCCACCACCGACCGUGAACCGCAAGCGGUCCCUCCGUCCGCUCUCCCCGGGGAAGCUCAUCGCGGUCUCGGAGGCUCCCGCACCGGUGGCCCUGCGUAGCAGCUGCUCCUUUCCAGACAUGAUGCCGGGCUCCUCCUCCUCCCCGCGUGACCUCCGCUCGUUGAGCAAUGGCGAAGGUGCCUCCCGGUCGGCAAGCGAGGACUCGGGCGUGCGCUCCGAGGAGAAGGGCCUGCUGUCACCCCAGACGGAGGAGGACCCAUUUGCCGAUCCUCCCAACGGCCCGCUGUCCACCUCCAGCAGUUGCGGUGGAGGUGGCGGUUUAGGGGACGGGGUUACUUUCGGGUGCGUCCCUGCUGCCCCACCGCCACCUGCCAGCCCUAUUGAGAGAUCUGAGAGUUUCGACCAUACGCUCGCCUUCAGUUCACCUGCCAACGAGACCUGCCUCCACAUCAGCUUCUCCGAAGACGAACUGCUGAACGCUUCUACGGAGGACCCCAGCAUCCCACAGCAAACCUAGGAGGCCCAGCCAAAACUGCUGAUAAUCCCAGACUUGGGAUCUGACCUUUCUCCUCAUCUAAGGUGACUGGGGAUACAGUGUCAUUCGCAGUCCACCCCUAAACAUCAAAGACAGCACAUGUCACUAUUUUUAUACUGUCUUGGACUUUGUGAAAAUGUACAACAUAUCUUCUGUGAUCACCUCAUGUGAGCAGACAAAGUACAUACAAGACAAUUCUUGGAACGUCAUUUAUUGCUUUGUUCUGGUUUGACUGGACAGCUCAUUCCUAUUGUUUUGAUCCACGCCCCAGAAAAAUUUUAUUUAUCAUUUUUCUAGAAUACACCUUUAAUAAAUGUACAUGACUGCUAUGUCUUUGAAAAUAGAGAGUUAUGGAAUAAAUAUAUUUGUUUUCAAAUUAUAGGUAGUAGCCUGUAGUAACCUACCUGUAUUUUUACCUUAGUAGCUUAACUUAGAUUCUCAAGACAUCAGCACUGAGCUAAAGUUUAUACUGACAUCUUUUUCAGAUAUUUCAAAGGGGAAUAUCCUAUGCUUUUUAAAACGUUCUUUUACUUAGAAUGUAUUGUAUGGGGGGUGGCGUGG
Molecule: messenger RNA, 2975 nt
Organism: Scleropages formosus (Asian bonytongue)
Lineage: Eukaryota; Metazoa; Chordata; Actinopteri; Osteoglossiformes; Osteoglossidae
Product: carboxyl-terminal PDZ ligand of neuronal nitric oxide synthase protein
Exons: 11
Coding region: 474-2396 (640 amino acids)
Molecular function (GO): nitric-oxide synthase binding
Source: RefSeq, a predicted model, not a curated record